Molecule: messenger RNA, 964 nt
Organism: Laetiporus sulphureus 93-53
Lineage: Eukaryota; Fungi; Basidiomycota; Agaricomycetes; Polyporales; Laetiporaceae
Product: 60S ribosomal protein L15
Exons: 5
Coding region: 271-876 (201 amino acids)
Biological process (GO): cytoplasmic translation
Cellular component (GO): cytosolic large ribosomal subunit; ribosome
Molecular function (GO): RNA binding; structural constituent of ribosome
Source: RefSeq, a predicted model, not a curated record
UGCGCCACGUGCGCGCGCCAGGGCCCUUGCGCGACAUCCUCAGCUAAGGAAUCAACAACAGCCCUGCCCCUCCUGAGAUCCUCAAGACUGAAGAAGUGAGUGCCUUCAUCUGCUCGCUUAGUGUCUUGAGUGCUGGGAGAGAGAUUCUGCAUGGGUGCGCAGGAGAAGCAUUGCGGAACACGAUGGAUGCAGUGAUCUCAAUCCGGAUGACACUGCGAGCGUUUCACGAGAUUUCCAAGUCGCUAAUCUUCACUCCGCUCAGCCCACAACAUGGGUGCCUACAAGUAUAUCGGUGAGCUGUACAAAAAGAAGCAAUCGGAUGUCCUCCGAUUUCUUCUCCGUGUGCGGUGCUGGGAGUACCGUCAGUUGAAUGUUAUCCACCGCGCCUCCCGGCCUUCGCGUCCCGACAAGGCUCGCCGAUUGGGCUACAAGGCUAAGCAGGGCUACGUGAUUUACCGUGUGCGGGUCAGGAGGGGCAACCGCAAGAAGCAUGUCCCCAAGGGCGCAACUUACGGCAAGCCCGUCCGCCAGGGUGUGAACCAUCUCAAGCCCCAGCGUGGUUUGAGGAGUGUGGCCGAGGAGCGUGUCGGCAGGCGAUGCGGCAACCUCCGUGUCUUGAACUCAUACUGGAUCAAUCAGGAUGGAGUUUAUAAGUACUACGAGGUCAUUCUCGUGGAUCCUAGUCAUAAGGCUAUCCGUCGGGAUGCCAGGAUCAACUGGAUCACGAAGCCCGUGCACAAGCGCCGCGAGGCUCGCGGUCUCACCAGUAUUGGCAAGCAAAACCGUGGUUUGGGCAAAGGCCACCGUUACAACCACACUCCGGGCUGGUCUACCUGGAAGAAACACAACACGCUCAGCCUGCGUCGCUACCGGUGAUAUCCUGUUGUAUUUCUGUUGUCAUGUUCUUCGUCGUAUCGCAUCGCACGCCCAUGUUCUCUCAUGCUCGUUAUGGAUGUAUGUCUCU